AUGGCGGCAAAGAGAGACUUUGAUGACGAGGAUGAGGAUCCCCAGCAGCAGCCGUUCUCAAGCUCGGCCAAACGUGCGAGACGCAACUUGUCUUCGAGCUUACCCCAGGACGACGAGCUCGAGUUUGAAGAUGACACUGAUGCUAUGGCCUACUUGCGCUCUGUAAGCCGGUACCAUUCCCCACCUUUAGUUGCCCCCAAGAUCGGCCCUCAGCUCCCUGCCACAUACCAGCGGAGCGGCGACGUCGAAUCUGAUGAAGAGGGCGAGGUCUCCGACUCCGAAGAUCGCUCGGCAUACGACACCGGCCUCGAUGAUCAAAGAGGAUAUUAUCAGGACGGUGCGUACACCGCUGCCCCAGAUGAGCCGGCAGACUACCUGUCCGAAGGCGAGUAUGGCGACGACGAGGACGAGGAUCCUGCCGUCGCCGCCACCGCCGCUUACUUGGCUUCCAGCGCGACCUUUACACUCUGGAAUAGGCGCAUCGAGGAGACGGACCCGCUGCCUGCCCAGGUCGCUGCCAUGGAUAAGGAUGCGGUGUUGCGCGUCCUUCGCAUCAUCAUGGGCGGCCGGUUCCUCCGCGUGGGGCGCGGAGUAUCAGAACGGACAAGUCGUUGGUUGUGGGCACUGCUCGCAGCGCUACCGCCCGCAGGCGAGCUAUCGCACACCGACGUCGCGUGGGUGCGCGAUCUGGGCCGCAGGGCGGUACUCCUCGGGAGGAGCAUCGCCGAGAUGGCCGUCCUGAGGGAGGAGGUUGCCGACGGCGGCGGGGAUCUAGGUCUGCACGAUGCGGUGGACGAUAGUGGUGAGGACGGGGGUGUCGCGAAAGAUUUUGAAGAUGAGGGCGAGCACAUCGAAGGCGAUCCCAGUUUAGGGGAUCAGGCGAACGAACCGCCUAGUGAGGACCUCGCCGGUAACGCGAGAGAUGAUGGAGCAGAACCUGAGGUGAGCGACCAAGAAGAAGGCGAGGCCUCAGAAGCUGAAGAGGAUGCCCCCAUGGACCUCGAUUCAGAUGCCGAGGACGCAGAUGACCUCGAGGCAGCCAAGGCGCGCCUGCUGGCUCGUCUGGACAACCCCGGCUCGCGUGACGCCGGCGUUGACGAUGACGAUGACGAUGACGAUGACGAUGACGGCGAUGACGGCGAUAUGCGCGAAAGCGACGACGCCGUGCGGGCGAGGGCCAACCUGCGCGUCACCGUCAAUAUGAUCCUCACCGUUGCCGGCGAGUUUUAUGGCCAGCGUGACCUACUAGAGUUUAGGGACCCUUUUGCAGGUAUGUGA
Messenger RNA from Parascedosporium putredinis, 1278 nucleotides. The record is from the annotation of a GenBank genome assembly. NCBI's taxonomy places the organism in Eukaryota, Fungi, Ascomycota, Sordariomycetes, Microascales, Microascaceae.